Molecule: messenger RNA, 1232 nt
Organism: Zerene cesonia (dogface butterfly)
Lineage: Eukaryota; Metazoa; Arthropoda; Insecta; Lepidoptera; Pieridae
Gene: foxo
Product: forkhead box protein O-like
Exons: 3
Coding region: 750-1232 (160 amino acids)
Biological process (GO): regulation of transcription by RNA polymerase II
Cellular component (GO): nucleus
Molecular function (GO): RNA polymerase II cis-regulatory region sequence-specific DNA binding; DNA-binding transcription factor activity, RNA polymerase II-specific
Source: RefSeq, a predicted model, not a curated record
GCAUGGCCCGCCGCGCCUGCCGCCUCGCUUCGCGAUUUGCUUCAGUGUACGUGCGACCGCUCGCGCUUGUCGACGGUUUGUUGUGCUACGCGCACUCACUUAUUACGCAGUAGCAAGUAACGACAGCCGCGUGGACUCCUACAACCGAAACUCAGAACUGCGUGCUUAUUUCUUUUCUUGCUUUCUACGACAAGUUACCGUUUGGUGUUGACCAGUGAUAACUGUUAUCAGUGCGGAAAAGUUUCUUAGUGUUUUUCCAUAACUUUUUAGAACACAAUAAUGUGUGUAGUGCUGAUCGGGACUAAAUUUCUAUGAUUAUAAAAUACCGGUAACGUGAUCGCUAGCCACGUUACAAGGUUAUCGCGCCUCUAACUUGCCUGUGAUGAAUUGGAAAAUCGGCGCGUAGUCGCUCACGUGGUAUGCGCCCCGCCCCCGCCUCGUUCCGCACUUAUAUUUAGCAAAAAUCGCCUUUGGAGACCGGUCCGAGUCCGACGCGCUCGUCGAACGUCUCUGUUUAUUAACGUAGUGAGACGCCACAUGUUAUUGGCUUCGUAUAACAGCGAUAAGGAGUUAGAUAACCUCUUCAGCUCUUUCGUUUCGAAUCGGACCAAGUCCUGGAACUAGUGAGAAUGGAGAAUCUCAAUGAGAACGUAGUGUGAUGGUAACAGCCGUAGCAAACGAGCGCUACUGAGCGCACACUACGAUAAAAUCGCCAAAAAAUUCCACUGAUAAAAGAUUGAAAGUUCAAGAUGUCUCUACCGGGUGGCGGCAGUUACCAUAGCCCAUGGUCUUCACAAACGGCUCUCUCGGAAUUGGAGGGAGCUAUGGGGGAAUUAGAGCCCCUAGGUGAACUAGCAGAAGUUGGUUUCGAACCACAAACUCGAGCGCGCUCGAACACGUGGCCUCUUCCUAGGCCAGAAAAUUAUGUUGACCCAGUCGAAGACGGUGGCUCCAAAAAGAAUUCUAAUCAGAAUCUUACUGGUGCGCCACCACUACCAAUAGCAGCGAAGAAAAACUCCUCCCGGCGAAAUGCUUGGGGUAACCUAUCCUACGCUGAUCUUAUUACACAAGCCAUCACGUCUGCACAUGAUAAUAGACUUACAUUGUCCCAGAUUUAUGAGUGGAUGGUUCAGAAUGUGCCAUACUUUAAGGAUAAAGGGGAUAGUAACUCUUCAGCAGGUUGGAAGUGUAAGGUCCAAAGAACACCGAAACUUCUGCACCGAUCUCGAUAA